AUGACUCUAUGGAAGUCACUGUGCGAACUGCUUUACUCGACUCCCAUCGUCGAAGAAAUACCCCGGCCCAGUUGGCAUUCCUUGAAAGGCAUUCAUGCUCUUCUAGGACCGACGUCGGUCGUCGAGGAACCGCCACAACCGCAUUGGUACAUCUUGGAAAGAAUUCAGGAAAUUCUUGAAAGCACGAUGACUCGCGUCCCGUCCCGAGAGCACCUAUACUUUAGUAUUGGAACAGCAUUUCUCGUACUGAUACUCUCUUUUAGCAUUUAUUUUAAACCGUUCUCUCGUCCGCCCCCAGUGCCGCUAAAAGAACUACCGAAAAGACCAAUUCUACAAAUUUUAUUUCACCCCGAUGAUAUUGCUGCAGCACAGCCCGGCACAAGCACGCGCAUGUCCAGGCUCAACGCAUCGAGGACAGUCGCUUCGAAUACGCUCAACACCCGGGUCCUUGGGUCCGUCAGGUCUCCGGUUGCUUCGGAAGCACCGUCGUUUUGGAAAGGUCGCUUCCGCACUUCUCUGGGAUCGUUUCCCAACAUUUUUCACGCUUCACAACCGAAACCUGCAUCCGAAGGACGUCAACAGAAGAAUCAAACGCGAGUUGAGAUUGAGGUAGAAACUGUCACCGAUAAGGUCGAUGACGACGACUUGACACCAAGUGAACAUCUCCCGGCAACCGAUGACAUUGGACUUUCCUACACUCUCGAUGAUCCGCCUUCGGAGUCAACAUCGGUGGAAGGAUCGACAUCGAUUCAUGAUAUUCCGUUUCGUCGAGUGACAGACUUGCCAGAUUCGUUUGCUCCCCUCUUGUCGUCUUCACACAUGGAAAUGUUGCACGACCGCUUGACGGCUGAUUUAAUUCACGCUGUAUCCUUGCAGAGCAGUUUUCGUGUGCGACAGGGACGUCACGAAAUCCCUCUCGACAAGGAUAAUAGACGUCCUCAAUUUUGCUUGCAUGUGCCAAAAGGAGGCUGCCGCAUGUCAUUGACGGCAGUGGUCGGAAGUGACGGGUUUACGAAGGAACAGGAUUUGAGCAUCAGGACCAAGACAACCGCCCGUUCCAAGCCUAUGGUCAAAUGUGUUGAUCUCGUGGCGGAUCCUCCGCUACCGCUAGGCAAUGUAGCACCAACCUUGAUUCACUUCCCAACACUUUUCGAAGAUGACUUUGUUCCGCGCUUGCGCAGGAUUCAAAUUGUCCGCUGGGUUAUUGACUUUCUUGUGUCAAUGUCGAGUUUUUUAGAGCGUUGCUUGUGGAUCAUCGAAAGUAAGUGUCAAGUCCAUCUUUCGAAAGUUCGAGUGAUGCCACUAUAUCGGGGACGUUCGGACAAUAAAGAGUCGCCUGAAUGGCGUUUGAAUUUGGCGUUCUCGGGGCACGCUUUGUUGUUUGGUUGGAUCCCUGUUCCAUUCCUGAAUAUAUCAUUGCCAUCAUUCAUCAUUCCACAACCGCAUGCUCUAUUGGAAUACUUGCUGUCGCCGCAGCCCUUAGCGUCAGCUCGCUUAAAGCGUGAGAAUAUCGCUGAAGAUCGAAUCACCUUGGCUGUUUUGAAUGCUCUAGAAAGUUGGCAUUGUCAUUUAAAGCUGGUAGCCACUCCUCCUGCUAUCGGUGUGGACUUGACUUUACCAGGAGGACUCACGGUUGCGAUGGAAGUUGGGUUGGGCCGCGAUCCCACCGCAGGGACACGGAAUGACUCGGGAGUUGAAACUACUCCCCCAACGUCCUCUACAUACGAAGAGGCUGAUCAUCUCUCAGUUAACUCAAUGUCUUCGUGGACGACAAGAAACGAUAAAAGCGUAUCGACCAGGCGGCUGAAGUCUCUCUCCAGUACUGGAAUACCUCAAUUCGAUGCGAAUCAACUAAUUCCGUGGUUUUUGGAAUUAAAAGCCAAAGGAUCUUUCAGCCAUGAAAAAGUUUCUGUCCACAUAGUCAAGUUGUCAGCUUCACACGAAGAGGCGAUUGGCAGCAUACCGAGUCAAAGUCACUUUGCCACUCGAGGCAGUAUAGCAAUCUGGAAAGUGGGGAGAUCUGAACAACACUUAUCUUCUAUGACACCAAUGGAUGAUCUCGCACCCUUUCCUCUCCGUCACCGCUCAUCCUUUGGCCGGCAUCGUCGCAAGAAUUCUUUCGGACGACCAGCGCUUGAGACGGACGAUUCACCUUCGGUUGCAGAAAUUUUUCUUUUCCACGAGGAGGUUUCAUCAUUUCGUGAUGAGCGUUUAUUGCACUAUGAUUAUGCGUUUGAUGUAUAUGAGGACACCAAAGUUGAUGCGGUUACUUUGUCAAUCGGUGCGACUCAUCCUAUGCUAAAUGGUGGAACGAUGGUUACGACAAUUCUUGAUACAAUUUACGCUUUUGGAUCGGUGACUGCGAGAGAGGGUGCUGUUUUGGAUCCCAGCGAGCGCAACCAAAAGAGGAAUAUUCUUCGACAUCUGCCAGCAAUUGACUUCACAUUUGGUACCCAAAACAUUUAUAUUCCGUCCGAAAGUGCUAGCUACUCAGACGAUGGGCAAACUUUGCUAAUUCCGGAAAUGGAUGGUGGUCGUAUGAUGGUCCGCUUCCUUGGUGGCUUUGACGAUAAGAAGACGCCGAACAAGCUGGUUGCUCGUUCAUCAGAUGUGGUCGUGGAAGGUAUUAAACUCUUGGCUGAUUUUGGGAUUGGCAACCUACACUUCAAAACAGAAGGCGCAGUGAGAGAAUUUCCGGAGCUUGAGAUAUUUGAGGAUCAAAAAUUACAAUCGCUAGUUUCGGGUAUCAUCGAUGGAAGCAUCAAAGCUCAUCUAAGGCCACAGAUUUCGGUGGCACCAGCUUCGACGAUUUCGACGAUAGGAAAGAAUGUUUUUAACCCCCUGGAAGCGUACGAAAUUGAUUUUUCAAAUACGAACUUAUCAGUGAAAAUGAAGGAGUACGCUGUAUCGCUUGGGCAUAGACGCAUAAUAUUCCCGACCGAGUCGACUUUCGUCAUCAACGUUAUUGAUAGUAUUGUCGAUAUGGGAUUUGAGGGCAAGACGCAAUGCGAGCUCAGUUGGGACUUCCAAGGUUUGUCGCCUAUUCUACAAGUAACUCCGCUCGGCAUGUCGCCUGCGUUCGCACAACCUGAAAAUAAAAAGCAAGCAUCUCUCCUUGUUGCCCCUCUCCGUCAAGGCCGCAUCUCGUUCCACGUUUCGUCAGUUGGAGGAAUAAGCAUUCAGAAGGCGGUGACAUCGCGCGAACAUAAGGAGGGCCUGUAUGACUGGAAAUUUUUCAACGCUCUCGUCUCGCCCGACGACGAUUCAUUUUCGCGGAUUAUCGAUGUCCUGCAUGACAAAUUGACAAUGAAUAAACUGCUACAAGUCACCCAGCUUGUUAAUGAAGAUAUAUACAAGAUUCUAAAGUACAUUCUGAGACAAAUCUGGAGGGCGAAAGAAAUUUUCGACCAAGAAGGCGUCACUGAACCUGGCCACGUUAUCCCAAUGUACAAGAUGACUAGACUGAUCGCUUUGUUUUUGACUGGUGACGUAUACAAGGUAGAUGAAAUUCUUCCCAUGGUCAGGCGCGUCGUCAAUGGCGAAGGGCUUGACGUUGUCAAACUGAAAGAUCUUCUUCAUCUUCAUCUGGAGCAGUACGACCGAUGGGCAACGGAGAUUGAUCGAGUCGUACGUUGUGCAGCUGUUAUGUUUAGCCCUAUGGCAGCUGCUCAGCCUUACCUGGAAGACAACGUCAAGCCUCUGGCGGAGCUUACGCACCACGCGGCCAAAUUUGAUAAGAUUCCUAGUGCCAGGCAUUUAUACGACCAAAUUUCUGGCAAGCGGAACCUGCCGUUAGAUCCAUCCUUUUCGAAUAUGGUGAGCCGACUUGCGCCAUACCUCAGCUUUCGGCAAGUUGAAUUCAUUUUGCAGGCAAGGAAUUCUACCGACUGGCAGCCAUCCGAUCUUAGAAGAAUUCGCUACGUCUAUUCAAUUAAACGGAAAGUGCAAGAUAUCGCCGAAAGCUACGGUGGUUUGUCUUUUUUACCACAAAGCUUUCUUGUUUCGGUCUUUCUUGGUGAAGCGACGAGGACAAGUCUUUUUGCAUCUCGCAGAAGACGACGCAUGCGCAGGUCGGACACUCACUCUUCAAUGUCACUGCAGAAGACACCUAUAAAGCAAGCGACUUUGUCUGCGUUGCGUCGGAAGCGAUCAGGGGUGAAAGAUGGCCGUUUGUUUCGACUUUCUGAGACAGAAUCUAUAUUAGACAGCGCACAGCAAACUCCUGCUGAACGCAUUGCUUCCGCUUCGAAUUUCGCUACACUAAAGCGAAUCGACAUCCCGGAAAAGGUUGUUAUUGGUCUAGAUGCUUCUAACAGGAAGCCAGAUGAUCCGUACGAGCUCGGAGAUUCCCUCCUAGGCCCGCAGGAUGUAGCGAUUCUCCUGCAGUCCGGUCUGACGUCCGUGAUGAAGUCGUCGACUGUCGUGCAACUGAACCAAAGAAUGCUUUUGGACUUAAUAUGCAGCCAACCUAGAUCCUUUGCGAUCGCGGUCCUGGCUGAGAUUGGAACUCCUGGAGGGCAAGGGUCUCCGCGAAGUCUUGCAUCAGCACUGAUGGCUCUUCUUGAGCUUGACCAAACAGCUUUUCAAUCUAGUCACAAAGUUGAUUUGCAUGCACUAGUGGAGUCGUGGCUCCCCGGUUUAAAAAUCCCGAGACGUGACGAUUACAUGGCAGGCGGCCGGUGGGCUAGGCAAAGCUACUACGAAGCGCUUUUCUCCGUGGCAACGAGCAUCCUCGAUGACGCUGAAACAUAUGUAGCAUUGAAGGGGCAUGUCCAAAGAGUUCGUAUGCAUCUAGAAACUGAUCCAAUCCCAGGUCCUCGCACGGAGCACCGCAAUGACGUAGGCAUGAACGUCGAAGAUUCCGUCUUCUCUCAGGAACCCCAUGAGUGCGGAACAAAAUUGAGCCAAGCCAUCGAAAAGGCAAAGUCGGGGAUUGCUGCAGCGGAUGCAGCUGGCUACUCAAUCUUGGAGAAUCUCCUACAAGAUGAAUCGUGCGGAGAAUCAAACACGAAAUUUCAGGUAGCUGUGGGAUUGUACAAAGAGGCAUUCCGAGCGUCUGCCGACGUACUUCGACUUGAUCGUUAUUCGUUCCACAGUGCUUGGUUUCGCGAUUUCUACCGACGAAACUACGAUGCGUUGAUGAUUCUGUCAAUCUUUGACAAUGUAGUUGAAAAUGUCGACAAUGUGCGAAAGUGGCUUCAAGCGCUGCGAAGCAGUGUCCAGGGAAGCGCAACGCUAACGAAUUCGAAGGAGGCAGACGGAAAUGCGUCCAAAGACCAUCGCGAAGCUCAAAUGACCACCACCAGUUUUGAUUCGUCUGCUCCCCAGUGCGACAAUGGCGACACUACGUUCGUGAAUGCCGAGCAGCAUAGUGACCAGUUUCUGAUCGAUGCGAUAAUUGACGCUGUCAUUUUUGAGCGAAGCGAGAGAGAGGCGCUACGCAGUGACCCGCUGGUGCGUUUACUUGUCCGAAACGAUCCAGGACAUUACAAUUUUGUCAUCGUCUCAGCAAUGGGAGUUGUUACCGAGGGGAAGAAGGGCCUCGAACUUAAAGAUGCAUUUGAUCGACUAGACGCCACUCGUGCUGUCAAAGUGAUUCGAGCUGAUACUGGAACAGCACGAUCAUUCGAGUACAAUGCGAAAAAAAUCGAGGACGCAAUUGAGGAAGCCGCGGACUUGAAGAAACCGUUUGGCCUGUUGGGAUACUCGCAAGGUAGUGCAAAUGCUUUGAUGGCAGAAACUAUGCUUUUGUCAGGUUCGCCAAAGCAGCAAGAAGCUCUUGUGCAAGGAGGCGGUCUUGUGUGUCGGCAGCUUAUGUUCUCGGCAGCCAACGGCUCGUAUCAUGGUCCAGCAUCGGAAAAGAAGAUCCAUAGUCUUAUCAUUAUGUGCGAAGACUUUUUCAAGUAUCAGCAAGGCUACGUCAGCAAAGCUUUUGCAUCAACUGUUCUCGAAGCACUGACUUCGAUAAUGGAUUCUUCCGAAUUUCACAAAAUGAUGGGCGGUGCCAAUUCGUUCCUUCCGGACGGUUGUCGAGCGUUCUGGAGAGAGGCACAGCACCUUGGGCAUGUACCAACGUGCACAUUGAGAGGCGUGGAAGAAGACCACACAACACCGGAGAGCCUCGAGAUGAUAGCGGGUCAGCGCUGCACGAUUCUCAAGUCCACGUCUUUGACGCAGUCGGUUAUCCGGUGUAUCACAAUAAUCGUAAUGGUCGGCUUUUGA
Molecule: messenger RNA, 6222 nt
Organism: Phaeodactylum tricornutum CCAP 1055/1
Lineage: Eukaryota; Bacillariophyta; Bacillariophyceae; Surirellales; Neidiaceae
Exons: 4
Coding region: 1-6222 (2073 amino acids)
Source: RefSeq, a predicted model, not a curated record